Messenger RNA from Cololabis saira (Pacific saury), 1995 nucleotides. RefSeq lists its product as uncharacterized. Bases 1 to 1995 code for a protein of 664 amino acids. The transcript has 13 exons. The record is from RefSeq and is a predicted model, not a curated record. NCBI's taxonomy places the organism in Eukaryota, Metazoa, Chordata, Actinopteri, Beloniformes, Belonidae.
AUGGCCCUGACGAUGUCAGGGAAGAAGCAAAAGAGCAUUCGGUCAUUCUGGGCAGCAAAGAUUCAGCCCCCUAAAAAGGUUGCCAGGUCAGAGGAGAUGGUGGAAGAGACAAUGGAGAAGACGGAAAGGGAGACUGUAGGGGAGAUAGUGACAGCGGAGACUACAGAGGAGGAGAGAGUGGAGAAGACAGUUGAGGAGACAGUGGAGGAGAUGGUGGAGGAGAUGGUGGAGGAGAGAAUGAAGGAGACGGCGGAGGAGACAGCAGAGGAGACAGCAGAAACGACAAGGAGAGCUGAAGUAAAAGUGGCUGUGGCAAUGGUGCAGCAUAAUGUGCCAUUUGCUGUCUCUGACCAUUUCAGCCCAUUAUUAAAGGAGUGCUUCAGAGAUUCCACCACAGCACAAAAUUUCAAAUGUGCCAGCACGAAAACAACGUGCAUAAUAAAUGAAGCAGUGGCACCUCAUUUUAAGAACAAAUUGGUCAUGAAGAUGAGGGACAAUCCAUUCACCUUGAUCACUGAUGGGUCAAAUGAUACAGGACAAGAGAAGAUGAACCCGCUCACUGUGCGAGUUUUUGACAGUGAUUCUGGAAAAGUUGUCCAUAGAUUUUUGGAUAUGUGCACAACAAGUGGGCGUAGCUGUGGCACAGCGGAAGUAAUCUUCCAAAAAAUGAACGAGGUCUUACAGAAACACGCCAUACCUUGGGGAAAUUGUGUUAGCUUAUCAAUUGACAACGCACCUGUGAAUACAGGAGCAAGAAAUUCCAUUGCAUCCAGGAUUCUGAAUGAAAAUGCCAACACAUACAUCCAUGGGUGCCCCUGCCACAUUAUCCACAAUACCGCCAAAGAAGCUGGACUGAGAUUUUUGGAAGUGACUGGAUUUGAUCCAGAGGAUCUGGCUGUGGAUGUUGGAUACUGGUUUAAGGGUAGCACCAACCGUAAGGGUUACCUGUCAGAAUUCUGUGAGUUCCAUGGAAGCGAGUACAUGGAAAUACUUCAACACAUUUCCAUUCGUUGGCUGAGCCUGGAGAGAUGUUUGACUCGCCUUCUGCAGCAGUAUGAGCCACUCACCAGCUACUUCAAGUCAUUAAAUGAGAAACAACCAAGGUUUAGAAGGCUGGUGGAUGCAUUUUCUAACCCGCUAACAGAGGUGUACCUCCUCUUCUACCAGGCAACAUUGCCAGCCUUCUCCACCUUAAACCUCCUACUCCAGAGAGAGAAGUCCUCAAUCUUCCUUCUACAUGAAGAGAUGACAAAGUUCAUCCGCAAGUUGUGUGCAAAGUUUCUGAAGCUUGCAGCACUGCAGAACCAAGAUGUUCAUGAAAUCCAAUACAAGGACCCAUCAAACCAACUGCCAGGAGAAAAGCUGAACAUUGGAUUCAUUACUCGAGCUACGCUCAACAGGCUCCUUGAUGCGGGAGACAUUACACCACAGCAAGUGGAGAGGUUCCAGCAGGCUGCGCUGGCAUUUCUGUUAAGGGCUGUGGAGUACGCCAUGAAUAAGCUACCCCUGAGAGAGACCCUGCUCAAACAUGCUAAGUUUGUUGAUGUCCAGCAGAGGACAGAGUGUGGAGUGGAAGAUGCUCUGUACUUUGUUGAAAGGUUUCCUGAACUGCUUCCAUUCCACGGACCCCAAGAGCAUGAUCAGCUCAGUGAGGAGUUCCUGGACUAUCAACUGAUGGACAUCCCUAUGCCCCAAGACCCAGCCACGUUUGACACUGAGGCUUUCUGGGGGAACAUGUCAUCACUGAAGAACAGGUCUUUAAGAGGUCAGCACACUCUUUUUAACCGGAGCACCCGGAGAAAAGCCAAACGAACCACGAUCUUGCUUCUGCACGUGGGAAAGGUGGAGGUUCUGAAGUUAGGGUGGGUGAAGGAAAAAGGAGUAGGGGGAAGAUUCUUUAUUCUGUCCAUCCUCUCCUUGGUGGAUGUUUCCCUCUCCUCCUCCUUCUGCCCCAGAGUCUUCUUCAUGGUGGAUAUGCCAGGAACCGGGACUUGA